Messenger RNA from Bufo bufo (common toad), 1479 nucleotides. RefSeq names its product gamma-aminobutyric acid receptor subunit beta-4. NCBI's taxonomy places the organism in Eukaryota, Metazoa, Chordata, Amphibia, Anura, Bufonidae. Gene Ontology annotation, cellular component: synapse; neuron projection; GABA-A receptor complex. Bases 1 to 1479 code for a protein of 492 amino acids. Gene Ontology annotation, molecular function: neurotransmitter receptor activity; GABA-A receptor activity; extracellular ligand-gated monoatomic ion channel activity. Gene Ontology annotation, biological process: nervous system process; chemical synaptic transmission; signal transduction. The record is from RefSeq and is a predicted model, not a curated record. The transcript has 10 exons.
AUGGUCCAGGUGGAAAUGUUGAGCUUGGGGAGAGAGAGCUGGAUUGGAGCAAUUCUCUCAGCUUUGGCUACCCUCCUGCUAGUCUGUUCUGCACAAAGUCUUCCUACUGGGAAUAUCUCAGUUGUGAAGAAAACAGUGGACAAGUUGUUGAAAGGAUAUGACAUCCGCCUGCGGCCAGACUUUGGAGGUCCUCCAGUCACUGUGGGGAUGAGUAUACAUAUAUCCAGCAUUGACCAAAUAUCUGAGGUCAAUAUGGACUAUACCAUCACCAUGUAUUUUCAGCAGAGCUGGCGUGAUAAGCGCUUGGCUUAUACUGCCCUCCCCCUCAACCUAACUUUGGAUAACCGAGUGGCUGACCAGCUCUGGCUUCCAGAUACUUACUUCUUGAAUGAUAAAAAAUCCUUUCUGCAUGGUGUGACAGUCAAGAACCGAAUGAUUCGAUUGCACCCAGAUGGCACUGUUCUCUAUGGAUUAAGAAUUACAACCACUGCUGCCUGCAUGAUGGACCUGCGCAGAUACCCUCUGGACCAGCAGAAUUGUACUUUAGAGAUAGAGAGCUAUGGAUACACAACAGAUGACAUUGAAUUCUUCUGGCAGGGAGGGGAAGAGGCAGCCGUGACUGGGGUACCUGCUCUGGAACUGCCCCAGUUCAGUAUCAUUGAAACCAGACUGGUUACUAAGAAAGUUGUAUUUACGACAGGUUCUUAUCCUCGUCUAUCUCUGAGUUUCCGAAUUAAGAGAAACAUUGGAUAUUUUAUACUUCAGACCUACAUGCCAUCUAUUUUGAUCACUAUUCUGUCAUGGGUUUCAUUCUGGAUAAACUAUGAUGCUUCUGCUGCAAGAGUGGCACUCGGAGUGACUACUGUGCUCACUAUGACAACAAUUAACACACAUCUAAGGGAGACCUUGCCUAAAAUUCCAUAUGUUAAGGCUAUUGAUGUAUAUCUUAUGGGAUGCUUCGUGUUUGUGUUUCUGGCUCUAUUGGAAUAUGCAUUCGUUAAUUAUGUAUUCUUUGGCCGGGGCCCUCAGCAGCAGAAAAAGCUAAAUGAGAGAACAAGCAAAUCAAAUAAUGAACGUCAUCGCUAUGAGGAAAGAAGAGUAAGAGAACAGGUUGAUCCUUAUGGAAACAUUCUUCUCAGCACUCUUGACAUGAGCAGUGAGUUGAUGUCAGCUGAGAUGGGAAGUAGCAUUGGUUAUUCCCGGAACUCCGUCCUGUCAUAUGACACCUCAGGGAUCCAGUUCCGCAAACAGCUGACAUCAAGAGGGGACAAUUUUGGCCACACUCCCUUGGAGCGUCAUGUUCCCCUAACAGCCACACGUGGACGUGCCAACUGCCGCCUUCGGCGACGUUCUUCUAAGUUAAAGCUUAAGAUUCCAGACCUUACAGAUGUCAGUACCAUUGACAAAUGGUCCAGAAUCAUUUUCCCCAUCACUUUUGGAUUUUUUAACUUGGUUUACUGGAUGUACUAUGUCAACUGA